Molecule: messenger RNA, 2787 nt
Organism: Chara braunii
Lineage: Eukaryota; Viridiplantae; Streptophyta; Charophyceae; Charales; Characeae
Source: the annotation of a GenBank genome assembly
GUGCCUCCUCCACACCCUUCGAUCAGCUGUCACGUGUUGUCCGCCGCAAGCAUGCGAGCUUCCAUCAUCAGAGACGACAUCGAGGAAAUGGGGGUGUGUUUUCUCCACGCCCUCCCGCCACAUGACGCUUCAUCGACGGACUCAUCUUCGGACCCACGCAUCACCGAACUUCUCGACUCCUACGGCGACGUGUUCAAAGGCCCGCACGGAGUAGUACCGGAUCGGCCCAUCCGCCACGAGAUCAUCCUUGAGGACGGGGCUGUACCUCCGCAUGGUUGCAUCUACCGAAUGAGCGAGGACGAGUUAAGUGUGCUGCAGGCACAACUCGACAACCUUCUGGAGAAAGGUUGGAUUCAACCUAGCUCAUUGCCAUACGGUGCUCCCGUUCUCUUUGUCCGGAAGAAGAACAAGGAUUUGCGAUUGUGCAUCGAUUAUCGCAAGCUCAACGCGCAAACGGUCAGAAACGCCGGCCCUCUUCCACACAUCGACGACCUUCUCGAACGGCUGGGCGGCGCCAAGUUCUUCUCCAAGCUGGACCUCAAGUCGGGAUAUCACCAACUCGAGAUUCGGCAGGAGGACCGCUACAAGAUUGCGUUUAAGACACGAUAUGGGCAUUUCGAAUGGCUAGUUAUGCCAUUUGGCCUUACGAAUGCCCCGACUUUCCGAGCGGCUAUGACAACGGAGUUCCGACACAUGCUGGAUUUAUUCGUACUUAUCUACCUCGACGACAUCCUGGUGUACAGCUGGAGUUUGGACGAGCAUGUGGAACACCUGCGCACCAUUUUGAAGCGGCUACGACAAGCCAAGUGUAAAGCCAACCGCGACAAAUGCGAAUUCGCGCGGCAAGAGUUGGAGUACUUGGGACAUUAUGUGACGUCGCAAGGCAUCCGUCCGCUUGCGGACAAGAUCGAGGCCCUCCGCGUAUGGCCCGAGCCCACCAACACCACGGACGUCCGUUCAUUCAUGGGGUUGGCGGGCUACUAUCAGCGAUUCAUCACCGGGUACUCAAGGAUUGCCGCACCUAUGACGAGAUUACAAUCGCCAAAGGUGCCAUUCAUAUUCGAUGACGACGCACGCCGGUCAUUCCAAGCACUUAAGACGGUCAUGCUCAUGGCACCCGUCCUUAACAUCUAUGACCCCACCCUGCCUACGAGAGUGACAACUGAUGCUUCCGGCUAUGGCAUUGGGGCAGUCUUGGAACAAUACGACGGCGACGACUGGCACCCUGUGGAGUCUUUCAGCCACAAAGUGCCUCCCAUCAAUUCACUUGAUGAUGCAAGGAAAAAGGAGCUGCUCGCGUUCGUGAUGGCUCUCAAGCGAUGGCGGCACUUCCUCCUUGGGCGUCGACGGUUCACAUGGGUCACGGACAACAACCCAUUGACCUACUACAAGACGCAGGAUACGGUGAGCAGCACGAUCGGAAGAUGGAUGUACUUCAUCGACCAAUUUGACUUCACACCGAAACAUCUCCCCGGCCUCUCCAAUCGCGCGGCAGAUGCACUCUCACAAAGACCCGAUCUUUGCGCUAUGACACAUCAUGCCUUCGCAUUCGACGAGGAACUCCAGCGACACUUCAUCCGGGGCUAUGAGUUUGAUCCGGACUUCGCCACAUUAUAUGCGCAGCUAUCUUCGGAUCACCCGCCGGCCAGCCACUAUCGCAUUGUUGACGGGUACUUGCUCCUCCACUCGAGAGGCAAGGACUUAUUGUGUGUUCCACGAGACCGUCGUCUUCGGACUCGCCUUCUCGGGGAGUACCAUGACUCGCGACUCGCCGGCCAUUUCGGAGUCAACUGCACUAUUGCACGGCUUCGACAACGAUUCCGAUGGCCCGACCUCAUUACCGAUGUCACUUGGUAUUGCGACUCUUGCGAAGUUUUCCGACGAAGCAAGCCCCGCAAUCGCAACCCCUACGGCCAGUUGCGCCCGAUGCCUAUCCCACGGGAACCCGGCCUUUCCAUUGCCAUGGAUGUCACCGGACCAUUUCCCCGCGAUCGCCUCGGGCACGACGACAUCCUCACGGUUGUGGACCAUUUGAGCCGUAUCUUCACCGACCUUCUCCUCCCACGACCAGCUGACAUCGACGCCGCUUGCUCUCCCUUUUCCGUCCGGAAGUACAGGGAAUUGCUGGCUCAAGCCCGCGCAAAUAUGCAAAAGGCUCAAGUCCGCAUGCAGCAGCAAGCCAAUAGGCGUCACGUGCCAUGUCCCAUCCGCGCCGGUGAUUUGGUUUGGGUCUCCGCGGAAGAGUUUGCACUGGAACAGGAUGUUUCAUGCAAACUGCUUCCCAAGUGGUUUGGACCAUGGCCCGUAACAUCAGCCCCGGGCGAUGAGCCCGAUGGCCCUUCAUUUGUGAUCAACAUUCCCCCGCAUCUGACGGUCCAUCCAGUCUUUCACGCCUCGAAGCUGGCAACAUACACACCAACUAAGAGCGACGACUUCCCGGGCCGACGAUCGCAGGACCCUCCUUCUAUGGAUGGUCACCAGGAAGUUGACCACGUCAUCACGGAUCGCAAGUACGGCAACAAGCCUCGACAGUACAAAGUUACAUUCAAAGCAUGCGAUCCCGACGACACUCAGUGGAUUUCAGGAACAGAUUUGAAAGCAUCCACACCGCUGAUCUACACUCACAACGAGCGACAAAGGUUAGCUCAGGGACCUUCACGACCUGCCCCUCCCACCCGAACUGUGGUCCCUCCCUCAGACAGAUAGCUUCGCCCUCGCAGAAAAAGGUGAUGAAGAAUUGAGGACCUGGCCUCCCUGAGCAACAUGCAACAAAUGUCUCAAGAAACU